AUGAAUGGCAAUCCGCGCGGCGGCAUCUGGGCUCCGACCAUUUGGCACCGCGAUGGCAAAUUCUACAUCAUUGUCACUUACGCGACUUACCAGCCCAGAGAAAAGGUCCAUAACCUCCUUUUUUACACCGAAGAUCCCUACAGCGAUGCAUCUUGGAGUAUUCCGCUACCCAUCACCAAUUCAGGGGGGAGCAACCACAUUGACCCGAAUCUUUUCUGGGAGGAUGGCACUGCCUAUAUGGCCACUGGCUGGGGCAGAGUCUUCCUCUCCGUCAUAGACAUCAAUACUGGCAACGCGAGUGACAAGGUAGAAAUAUGGAAGGGCACUGGUGGCAACAACCCCGAGGCACCACAUAUUUACACGAAAGACGGCUUCUUUUACCUUCUUAUCGCAGAAGGCGGUGCUGGUCUCGGCCACAGCGCUACCAUGGCACGAUCUCAAGACCUCUAUGGGCCAUAUGAGAGCUAUUCUGGGAAUCCCGUUCUCACCAAUAGAGGAUCGGGCGAGCUCUUUCAGUCAGUCGGACAUGCAGACCUGUUUCGAGAUGUUAACGACAACUGGUGGGCUGUUGCGCUAGCGACACGCUCAGGUCCGGAACUCGAGAACUAUCCUAUGGGUCGAGAAACCGUGCUUACGGCCGUGACUUGGAAGAAUGACUCUUGGCCAGUAUUCGAUCCUGUGCGUGGCACCAUGCAUGGCCCUCUACCAAGAACUACGGCAGCAGCUCACGAGAGACUUCUGAUCGAUACCAGAGACGAGCUGAACUUCAACCCAGGGACUUCUUUACCACAUCACUUCGUUCAUUUUAGGUCUAAGGUCGAGGAAAAGUACACCAUUGUCAAUAACUCACUACGACUAUUGCCGUCACAAACCAACCUGACGGGGAGCCCAGAUCACUUCGAUCCUGGAGAUGGCGUAACGUUUAUCGGCCGAAAGCAGACAACCACCAAAUUCAACUUUUCAGUCGAUCUUUCCUUUGUGCCCAAGAAUGUGGGAGAUGAGGCGGGAAUCUCGAUUUUUCAUAGUCAGCAACAGCACAUUGACUUGAGUGUCGUGCUGCCAGAAGAUUCCAAUAACCCCCGACUACGGAUGAGGGCAACUACUUUCGGAAGACCAAGCGCCCCAGUUCUCGAGACAGUAGUGAGACUGGUGCCCAAAGCCUGGGUAAGCUGUCCCAUCCGAUUAUCAGUUGAGGCACUUGACGCAAAUGACUACAAAUUCGUGGCAUCUUCAACUUGCAACCGAGCAAGUGCGAGCAUAGACAUGGGCAAAGCCAGUUCGGACGUGACCAGUGGGGGGUUUCUGGGUGCGUUUCCAUGA
This is a messenger RNA of Colletotrichum aenigma, 1320 nucleotides long. Its product is annotated as Non-reducing end alpha-L-arabinofuranosidase BoGH43A. Gene Ontology annotation, molecular function: hydrolase activity, hydrolyzing O-glycosyl compounds. Lineage: Eukaryota; Fungi; Ascomycota; Sordariomycetes; Glomerellales; Glomerellaceae. The record is from RefSeq and is a predicted model, not a curated record. The coding region runs from base 1 to 1320 and encodes 439 amino acids. The transcript has a single exon. Gene Ontology annotation, biological process: carbohydrate metabolic process.